Messenger RNA from Hypanus sabinus (Atlantic stingray), 1289 nucleotides. Its product is annotated as cold-inducible RNA-binding protein B-like. Gene Ontology annotation, molecular function: RNA binding. Gene Ontology annotation, cellular component: spliceosomal complex. The transcript is spliced from 7 exons. NCBI's taxonomy places the organism in Eukaryota, Metazoa, Chordata, Chondrichthyes, Myliobatiformes, Dasyatidae. The record is from RefSeq and is a predicted model, not a curated record. Bases 30 to 665 code for a protein of 211 amino acids. Gene Ontology annotation, biological process: positive regulation of mRNA splicing, via spliceosome.
GUCAAGGUUGGUGCCUGCUUGCAGGAAAAAUGGAGGGAAUUACGUCGCCGCGUCUGCGCAGUGCUGACAAAACAGGACCGGAACAAGUAUUUUUCCUCGUUUCGUUCUCAUUCUGUUGUUUCGGAGCGGAAGAGGUGUCGUUGUCGAGCACUGAGCCGUUUGCUAAUCUAAAAAGCAUAUAUAAUCACGAAACCAUGUCUGAUGAAGGAAAGCUUUUUGUUGGUGGGCUGAGCUUUGACACAGAUGAACAAUCACUGGAGCAGUUAUUUUCCAAGUAUGGUGAAGUUCGUGAUGUCCUUGUGAUCAAAGAUAAAGACACACACAAAUCUAGAGGGUUUGGUUUUAUUACUUUUGAAAAUCCUGAUGAUGCAAGGGACGCCAUGGCCAUGAAUGGAAAGUCAGUUGAUGGUCGACAAAUUCGCGUAGACCAAGCAGGAAAAGGCUCUGGAGGGAGAGGACGAAGUUACCAAGGUGGUCAGUCACGAAGUUAUGGAUUCCGUGGUGGGAGAAGUAACCGUGGAUUUUACAGAGAUUCUGACAGAAGUGGACGAAGCAGUUACGGAAAUGACUAUUAUAGGAGUCAAAGCUCAAACUUGUAUGGCUAUAACAGUUCAGCUGGAAGGUCUUAUCGAGAUGACUACGACAGUUAUGCUACAAAUGAAUAAUCAAUCUCCUUGAAUCAAGAUCAUCAUCCUUUUGGCUCUUGAGUUUUGGAACUACAGAAAAAAGUUGUCUUCUGAAUUAUAUGUUUAACAUUUAUCAAAAUUAUUAACAGUAAUAACUUCUGACUUGAAUGUGCAUUUACUUUUAGGUCAAUGACCCAUUGAAUCUAUGGCAAUUUUUUUCACUUUUAGGCCUAUAGCUGUAAAGGCAGACUUAAUCAUCAUUUUCCUGUUGGAAUCUUGAUCAGUUCUUGCCCGUCUAACCAGUUUUUCUUUCAAUUUUUGAUGUUUCCCCCUCUGCUGCCUAUAAUCAGUCUCAGCUGCAGAGAAUUUGACUUUGUCUUUCAUUGUCUAAAUAAAAUUAUACACUUGACUUUCCUGAUGGUAAAUCAACAUUCAGUCGUUCUGCCUGUCAUUGAAAGUUACAGUAGAAUGUUUGAAUCUGCUGGAUCUUACACUUGGAUUGUUUAGAAACAAAUUACAAAAAAUCUGAUGGGCUUGUUUUUGGAAAAUUAUAUACUGAUAAAGUUGGCCAUUUGUUCAUGCUGUAUUUCAUGCUCAAGGAUGAAAGUUUUUUUUGUAUAAACUUGGCUUUUUGGAAACCGAUUAAAGAACCUUGCACCACGA